AUGGCGCCGCGGUUGGCUUUUAUGGACCUUUCGGUCGAUCUGAAGACGUUGAUAGUCCAGCAUAUCAACCGCCCAACCGACCUCAAAAACCUCUGCCUCACCUGUAAACAACUCCACGAGAUCACCGUCCGCCAACUCUACUACGAAGUAACCCUCGACGUUGGUUCACCCCACGAUACGCGCCUCGCAGCCUUCCUCAAUCCCAAGAACAUCGGCCUACAACAUGUCCGGAAGCUGGAUCUCUACCUCGCAGAUGUCCUGGACAAAUGCAACCAGCAGCAACAAGCCAACUUUGCUAUUCGCAUGAUCUUGGAGCUGCUACCGGAGAACCAACUGGAGAAGUUCUCGUGGCACCCGUGGUCGCCGUUUUCCGGAGACAACUUGGUGUUGCUAUACAAGAAGCAGAAGCGCAUGCGGUGGAUGGAGAGCAUUUCGCUGGAUCGCAACGUUCUGCCAGAAUUACAGAAGCUGCCGAAUAUCGAAACGUGCUUUCAGGAAGUGCGGAAGCUUGGACUAUACCCAGACUCUCGCGAGGUCCUGGACUUUUGUCACUUCUUGCUGAAGAACGUGGCUGGGCGCAAGCUGGAGAAGAUUACGCUGCAUGCCAGCUUCGAUGAGAUGGAUCCGACCGUUACUAUGCGCGAGCUGAACGAUACGGUCAAUGCACCUGGGCUCAUCACAUCGACCAUGUUCAGCCAUAUGCAGCCGUUCGCAAAGUGCACGCCGAUCACACUCAAUGAAAUCACACUACAAAAGCUGCAUCUACGCUAUGCUUCGGAAACAUACUGCAAGUUGAUUGACUUCCGGUCUAUUAAAAGCAUUCGCAUCUUCGGCUGUUCUGGUGCUGAUGCCCUCUUUGCAGAGCUCAGCAAAAGCUCAAAGCUGCCCGAUAAGCUGGACACACUGGAGUUCAAACACGAUGACAACGCAGAGAACGACGGCUUGGGCGCUAUCGACGGUUUCCUCGUUCUCGUCUCUGGCAUUCAGACCCUGACUCUCGACCUCACAUACGUCAAAGCCUUACCAGCGGCCGCCGGCAUCGUACGCCAUAGCAAAACACUGAAAAGCCUCAACGUACACGCGAGCACCGGUCCCGACAGCUGCGACGAAGAGCUGGUCUACGACUAUGCCUCCUUCUCGCAAAUCUGCAAAGACUGCACACUGCUUGAGCAGAUUUCCGUAGCCUUCCCCAGUGUCAGCGUCAUCCGCAGCAAGAACGACAGCUUCGUCAAUUUCGAGAACUGUCUUGGUGACUUGCGUAACCUAGCGACACUGAACAUCACCACCUGGCCUACCAACAGCCCUUCAUCGACUAAGCUACCACGCAAGAUCUACGAACACUUGCUUGCCGGUUUGGCACAACAGGGCUUCGACCGCAGCGCCGCUCAUGCGAAGGAGAAGGAGAUGAGUUCUAAGCUGGGUAUCAUCGCGUUUGGCUCAUCGGAUAAAGUGUACGAUCGCGAGGAUAGCCAGAACCAGAUUAUCUUCGUUAAAGGCCGUCAAAUCGACCCACUCGGCAACGAGACUUCGACGGCAAACUGCGGCUACGCCAUGACUUCUUCUCCGCAUGCGUCGCAGUAUCCUGCACCACCAGACGGCCAGGACCCGCAUAAUUACACGCCCUUGUAUCCCAACGGGCAGGUUCUCGACGGUCAGGCACCAUCGUCGCGCAUAGCCUACCCGCAAGAAGCCGCAUAUCCGAAGCUCGAGAAUAUCAACGAGGUGCUCCAGGCCCAGCAGGCUCUCCAAGCGAACCAUGCCUUGAAUCCUCCGCUGCCGCAGCAGUCCAAGCCGAACCGCCUGCGCAAAGCUUGUGAUUCGUGCAGCAUUCGCAAAUGCGACGAAUCGGGCCCGCCGUGUAGAGCUUGCCUCGCGCUGGAGAUUCCAUGUACCUUUGAGCGCCCGAGCCGACGACGCGGACCGCCUAAUAGGCAUGCCGAAGCGAUCAAGAAGCGCAGGAUAGGCGAUCUGGAUUCCGAACCGUCGACGCCGCAGUCUCCUACCAAUGCCGCCCAUGCGCUCGCGCAACUGCAGUCGUCGCAUCCAGCCCAGCUCUCCGCCGAAGAGAUAUGCGCCCUGCCAACCCUAAACGCCCUCAUCGAUGACUUCUUCACAUUUAUACACCCGCUAUGUCCCUUUCCACACGAGCCGUCGUUCCGCGAAGCAUGGGGUCGUAGGGAGGACCUGACGAAUCCCUCGUUCCUUGCCUUGCUGGCGUCCAUGAUCGCGGUCCUCGUCGCGUCCUUUCCUCGAAAACCACGCCUCCAUCUCAACACACAGACGCGACGCGAAUACCCAAACCACCUCUCCCUCGUCGACAAGUGCCGGGACGUGUGCGCGCGGGCGCGAGGGCCUGGCUAUCUCGAUCGGCCCUCUCUGAACGUGUACGACGCCUGUACCAGCUACUUCCUCGGCUUGACCGGAGCCUACGUAUUCCAAUGGCGGCAACUACGACUAUACUUGGCCGAGUGUCUGACUAUCAUACGCUCGCUGGGACUUCAUAAACCCGAGGCUCAGGGCUAUACCUAUCUUGGUGGCAUGCCGAGUGCGUGGGGCUCGAACGGACCGAACCAUGAUGGCUCGAGAGAGUUUAAAGUAGACCACAUCACCGAGGAGAUUGGUCGGCGCGUGUUCUGGACGGCCUUUGUGGGCGUGCGGACCAUACAACAGCUCGGCGCUUCUUUCGGAGAGCUGAUGAUUGCGCCUGCAACACCUACUGAGCCUCUGCCACCGCUCCCUCGAGAAGUCGACGAUGUACACAUCUUCCCAAACGAGAUACAACCGCAGCGCGAAGGGGUCGUCUCCAUGCUCACUGGGUUCAACAUCAACGUGCGCAUCUUUCUGUCAUACUCGUCGCUAGCAACGGCAGAGAUGGCAUUUGGCAUUGACGAGAUAUUCGACUGGGAUCGACAACAACAGAUCUUCACACAAAGCCUGCAGCGCUGUAGGCAGAUUCUGGACAGCCUACCAGAGGUGCUCAAAGUCCGACCAAAGUCCAGCAGCAAUAGUGGGCUCGAACAGCAGAAACCCUACUACCCGCCCAUGCCAGAAUACUCUGGGAUGCGAGACCCCACCAUGGACAUUCAUCACAAACCAGAAGCGCACGAAUUGCGACGCUACGAGAUCCAAAAAGCGAACAUCUAUGCCAGUCACCUAUCCACUCGUUCGCACCUUGUCGAAAAGUACUUUCUUCAACUGGAUAAGUACCAGAGGUCGACGGGCGAAGCUGGCACGCAAAACACGACCAACGUCCUCGCAGCAGGAAUGGACAGGUUUGUAUCUGGAACAACAACCGAAGCCGACGCGCUCGAAAAGGCAAUGUCAGAAGAGCGCGAACAAGUGGUCAAAGACCUCCUCGUGGUACUGGGUAGCAUCGACAUGGUCAACAUGGAGCCCAACGGCGACUCCUUUGUAAGUCUAUACGUUUACUUGCAAAGCUCAGAUUUCCUCUAUCCCGUCCAUGAGAUUGACGACUACGUCCUCUCCAUGUCGACAAUUGAUUUCUUUCGCCCAAACACCAUCAGCCCGAUCGCAAGCUUACGGUUUAUGUCGACACAGACACAGAAGAUUCGCUCAAUUGCUAGCACGCUGCUUGAGGUGCCGAAGGAGAGAAGGGGGAGUGUGGCGUUGCAGCAUCAGGAUUACCUUUACAAGUUCUUGGAUAUAUUGAGUAAGUUGGAGAGGGUGAGUCCUGAGGCGAGUGAUCCGAGUGGCGCGCUUGAUGAGGAGAGUGAGUUGAGGCUUUGGGCGGAUUUGAGGGAUCAUCAGUUGAGGUUUCAGGAGCAGGGCGGUGUUUAUGGGUUUUCGUGA
Messenger RNA from Alternaria rosae, 3810 nucleotides. RefSeq lists its product as uncharacterized. The coding region runs from base 1 to 3810 and encodes 1269 amino acids. Gene Ontology annotation, biological process: regulation of DNA-templated transcription. Gene Ontology annotation, molecular function: zinc ion binding; DNA-binding transcription factor activity, RNA polymerase II-specific. The record is from RefSeq and is a predicted model, not a curated record. NCBI's taxonomy places the organism in Eukaryota, Fungi, Ascomycota, Dothideomycetes, Pleosporales, Pleosporaceae. The transcript is spliced from 6 exons.